Molecule: messenger RNA, 1347 nt
Organism: Rotaria socialis
Lineage: Eukaryota; Metazoa; Rotifera; Eurotatoria; Philodinida; Philodinidae
Source: the annotation of a GenBank genome assembly
AUGACAUCGGAAAAUACAUCUAUAUCAAGUGUUUUUACCAAACCAUCUCAAUCGUCACGGCAUAGUCGAUCUACUAAACCAAUAUCGAAUAAUUCAUCGUUACCAGAUCAACUGAUAGAACAAUUGUUAAAAUUUCGCAUUGAUGGCCGAACAAUUAAUGCGAAAAAUGUCGAUGAACUUUAUCCAGGUUUAGAUCGACUAUUGUUACGAAGUUUACAAUCAGGUGACUGUCGACAGUUAUUCAAUCGCUUAAAACGUAAUUUAAAACCACAGUAUUUAUUAAUUACUGGCAAACAUAUACAUAUUAGUGUAUGUGCACAAACACAAACUAUACUUGAGAAACUUGUUGAAAUGGGAGCUACGCUCAAUCUUCAUUUCUAUGAACCAAUUCAUAUGAAAGAACUUGAAUUAAUGUGUCAAUAUGGUUUUGAUAUCAAUGAACGUUUAACGAAAUAUAAUAAUCAAUCUGCGCUUUCAAUCUUAAUCAAUAAACAUUAUUCAAUAUCAAUGCUCGAUGUACUUAUAAAAAAUGGUGCACGUUUUGAUCUAAAAGACAAUCAAGGUCAAACAUGUUUGCAUUAUACAUGUCAAGCAUCAGUAAGUGACUCUGUUUUUGAUUUCAUUGUUGAACAUACACCAGAUUCGUGUUUAAACAUUCCGAAUCAAGCCGGUGGUACACCACUUGAUCUAAUUUAUUUAGCAGCCUAUGAACAAGCAAAUACUGCGCAUAUGCGUCGUUUACAUGUAUUAUUAUCUCGUAAAGAAAGUAAGUUAACACGAUAUGGUAUGCGUGAACCGAAUUUAGUGGGAAGAAAACAAUAUAAAUUAGCUAACAUAUUAUCGUGUAAAGAAUUUCUAUUUAAAUAUCGUCUAAGAGAUCUAUUUGAUUCAUCGAUAAGUCCAUUAGCAUGGUGUAUAUUUCUUUUCUAUGAUGUUUUACGGGAAUGUGAAAAACCUAAUCCAAGUCUGAUAGGAAAACUAGCAACUAAACAACGUCUUGAACGUUAUUUAAUAUCGAUGAUUGAAAAUGGUGAAAUUCCAUUAGGUAAAUUAAUAUUUCGAUCGGAUAAACUAAAUUUCUUAUCAUCAUUGGCAAAUGAAUAUGAUCAACAAAUGCUGGUCGAUACAGAACAUUCACUUGUCCAUAUGGUACGAAUAAAAACAAGAUUAAUUGAAUUAAGAAUGCAAACAUUAACAUUAAAAACGCUCUGUCGAAUUAAAAUUAAAAACUAUAUUCGAACAUUUCCUAAUGAUAUUUUACAAUUGAAUACAGUAUCAAAAUUUCUUCAAGGCUAUUUAACGUAUUAUAAUCCAUUUAUUAAAGCUAAUGCUACAGAUACAAUAUGA